AGGUCAAUCGUGUAAAGUUGACAUGCGAAAGGUCAUUUCAGCUACACACACGUGGUUACAUCGCAGGUGUAAACAACAGUUAAAAGUGCAUGCAUUUUGCAUCGCCUGACAUUCUUGGCACAUUCUCAUUCUUGUCGAUUGUGUUUCGUGAUUAUACUUGAUUUUUGUUUAACCUGCAUAGAAAACUAUUACUGCUAAGAACUGUAUCAUUUCACACUGUAUAGAUCUAGACUCUAUCAAACAGGGGUUUUGUCUACACCACCAUGCCAAGUGACAAGUACAGGCAGAAAAAUCCAAGAAAUAAGCAGACUAAAUUUCGACUGGAAUUUGAUGAGACCAGCAGAAAUGACUUUCUGACUGGCUUUCGGAAGAGAAAGAAUGCACGAAAGAAGAUUGCUCUACAAGAAGCGGACGAGAAGAGAAGGGAGGGGAGAAGACAAGAGAGGCAGCAGAGAAGAGAGGCGCUAGAAGAAGAGCUGAGUAACAUCCGACUCCCAGAACCAGCUACUGAAUCUCAGAAGGAAGAUGUGGUGAUUGAUCAUCCGGAACACACAGUAACCGUGACGACCACCCUGGAUCUCCAGAAAGAACAUGGAGGAAUAGGAGAAAAUCAGGUUGACUACAAUGAGGAGGAGGAGGAGGAGGAGGGAAAGGAGGAGUUCAUCAAUGGAGAGGAACUAGAUGACGAAGAUGAAGAUGAUGAUAAUGCAGGGAUUCGAAGACAUACCCAGGAUGACGAUGAAGAAGAGGAGGAAGCAAGUGAAGAUGAAGAGACUAUUAAAAUGAAAGCAGAAAAGAACAAAAAGAAAGAGAUAUUCAACAAGCGACGACAGAAGAUCAAGAAACAAAUGGUGAAGAAGAAACGAGGAGCUUCCCAGCAGACGGUCAAAAAGAUGAGGAGCAUGAAGAAAAAAUCAUUGGGCAAAUUCAUCAAACGAGGCGAAGCAAAUAAAUCAAAACGGUGACAAAAGCCAAUGUAUUUUCUUUUCUUUUUAUAUUUAGUAUUUAUCAGUAAAUAUUGUCAAUUUUGAAGAAGGUCGCAUUAAUAUCCUGGCCCAGUUGUGUAAUCAAUUCAAAUUGAUUGCAACUUGAUAUCAAUGACAAGUCUGUACUCAAGAGAUAGGAGUUUGCGAGUUUGCCAUCGAUUGGAGGACAUGCCAUCAAUUCAGAUCGAUUGCAAUGUCCUGGUCUUAUUUGGUCAGAUAUUGGAACCACGUUAUCCUUUUGUAAAAGAAAAAGUUAUUUUUGUUAAAUAUCAGCUGCAUGUAGAGUGAUAUUGAUGUGACCCUUUAUUGAAACAUUCCAUAAGUGGAAUUCAAAGAUAAAGUUGAGUUCUGGUCAUGCGAUUGCAUUGUGAAAGAAACGGUGUGGAAUCCAUUAAAAAAAGUUUAUCAUGCAGUAUAUUAUCCGUGU
This is a messenger RNA of Strongylocentrotus purpuratus (purple sea urchin), 1413 nucleotides long. RefSeq names its product nucleolar protein 12. Gene Ontology annotation, molecular function: RNA binding. The record is from RefSeq and is a predicted model, not a curated record. Lineage: Eukaryota; Metazoa; Echinodermata; Echinoidea; Camarodonta; Strongylocentrotidae. Bases 264 to 965 code for a protein of 233 amino acids. The transcript is spliced from 5 exons. Gene Ontology annotation, cellular component: nucleolus.